GGACUUUGGAUGGGGUACAGCCGGGCUGUUGCUUAGCUUAGAAAGCGCUGAGGCAGCAGGCUCAGGGGCUGAAGGAAGUACGGGGUCUGCUGCAAGGGCCUGUCUGGAAGAGACUGGUGGAAGACCUGCAGCCGCCGCCCCCCCUCAACAUGGAAGGCCUGAGUGUCCAGACUCCCUCCAAGGAAGCCUAUCGUGCAGCGAUGGUGCUCUCUGGGGCAGGAGAUGCCCUUGGCUAUCACAACCAGCGCUGGGAAUACUGCACCUCAGGGCCCCAGAUCCACCAGGAGCUCCAGGAAAUGGGGGGUCUUGGCAAGAUUCGUGCAGCCCUUCCUGACUGGCCUGUCAGUGAUGACACCGUUCUGCAUCUGGCGACUGCUGAGGCUCUGGCCACUGGAAAGGAUGGAGAGUCACUGUUUCAGGAGUUGGCCAGACGCUAUGUUGAAGCUAUGAACGACAUGGAGGGGCGGAAGCCUGGGCCCACAAGCAUUCUGGGAACAUCUCAGUUGCGUCCAGGGGAGCCAAAGGGCUAUCGCAUUCCCUUCAACCCCAGUGCAACAGGUUGUGGAGCAGCAAUGAGGUCCAUGUGCAUUGGGCUUAGGUAUCCUCGCCCUUCAGAGCUAAAUACAUUGAUCCAAGUCAGCACAGAAAGUGGAAGAAUGACACACCACCACCCCACAGGCUAUCUGGGAGCUCUGGCCUCUGCCCUGUUUACUGCUUAUGCAGUGCAGGGCCUCCCACUUGAGCAAUGGGGAUCCAGAUUGCUCAAGACCCUGCCCCUUGCCUUAGAGUACAUUCGAGCAGCCGCUGCUGAGAGUGACUCCAAUGUGGGGGCCUGGGCCUAUUUCCAGGAGAAAUGGAAGUGGUACCUCUCGGAGCGGGGCCUUUCUAAGGGCCGGGACCCUGCUCAGUUUCCUCCUGCCUAUAGUCCUGCUGAGCGUGAUGUCAUCUACAAAACCUUCAGCCUGGAUGGGUGGGCCGGGCGGAGCGGUCACGAUGCCCCCAUGAUUGCCUAUGAUGCUCUGCUGGGUGCAGGGGACAGCUGGGAGGAGCUCUGUGGGCGUGCCAUGUUCCAUGGUGGGGACAGUGACUCUACAGGGGUGAUUGCUGCCUGUUGCUGGGGUAUUGCUCAUGGAUUCAGAGGAGUCCCAGAAGGUAACUACAUAGAGCUUGAAUACCGAGACAGGAUGGUGGCUGCUGCUGAUCAUCUCUAUCUCCUUGCUUGGGGAUAGGCUUCUGUUUGAAAGACCGUUCCCCUAUUUAGCAUCCCAGGCUCCUGGGGGAGGCCCUGAACAUGAUUUGCAACAGGUUGAAAGCUGUUCUUUACAGAAUAAACUGAUGCUGCCUUUGCA
Molecule: messenger RNA, 1349 nt
Organism: Rhineura floridana
Lineage: Eukaryota; Metazoa; Chordata; Lepidosauria; Squamata; Rhineuridae
Product: ADP-ribosylhydrolase ARH1-like
Exons: 8
Coding region: 150-1229 (359 amino acids)
Biological process (GO): protein de-ADP-ribosylation
Molecular function (GO): ADP-ribosylarginine-[protein] hydrolase activity; magnesium ion binding
Source: RefSeq, a predicted model, not a curated record